GAGAAAAAAUCAAUCUUCGACGCGCAAGAAGAGUUAUUUCCAGCUGAUCCCGUUGUAAGCAGCCACGGACGCCAACUUUCCUGCGGGAGAAUGGCCAAAAAACAAACCCUCGUUCUGCUGGGGUACGAAGAUGAACUGAUUGCGGAAAAGGACCGUCCCUAUCUGUCCUACACGACAAACAAAAUCGGUGGCCAUGCGGACUGGCCUGCUGGUGCGAUAGAGAUUCAACCGUGCAUUUUCUGUGGCCAGCAAAGGCCAUUGAUCGUGCAGAUCUAUGCUCCGUUGGAUGAUUCGCAGUUUCAUCGUACGUUGUACGUGUUUGCUUGCUUGAAUGCACCCUGUUCGACUCAGUCCCAGGCGUGGACGUGCGUAAGGAUACAGUCGCUAGAAAAGAGCUCACCUGGAGCGGAUGGUAUUGUCGAAACACGGUCGGGCAAGGUGUUGCCGAAGGAUACCACGAUAUCGUGGUGUAGCGGUGCCGACGAUUGGGAUGAAGACGGGCAGGAGGAUAUGGAAGUGCGAGAGGACUUCAGUACCACCACCUUUAUGCGGGUUGAUACAAGCAGUGUUGCGGCGGAACAGCUGUUGAACGAGGAGAAUGGCAAUGUGAUUCAGUACGAGAAGGUGUCCGACGAGGAUGACGAAAGCAAUUCGAUGGAUGCGGAACCCAUACCUGGGUUCGAUAAACUGCGAGUGGACGAAACGAAUGCAAAUGCGCGCGGCGAUGGUAGGCCUUCCGGAGCAACCGGAGGGGCAGAACUGAUCGAUAAUCUCUACACUACGAGAGCGUCGGCCGAGAUCGAAGGACUAGAAGCGGAGGUGGUCGUCGUGGACACGCCCGUGUCACCGAAACGUGAUUUAAUUGCACUGCUGAAGCAACCUCAGGUUGUGCCACGAAGCAUUGGAGAUGUAACGCUGAGGGGACUGUACAUCAGCGUAGAUGAAGAGCGGUACGUUGCACCACUCGCUUCCGAUCACGUUCGAGAACUACUUGCCGAGUAUCAGCGACAUGAGGAAGUUAAAACUAGCCCCGAUAGCCCAUUGGAGAAUGCCGCGUCGGGAACUAAGCCACUGUCGAAAGCUAACCAUGACCAAGAACUGUACGAGAAGGGCAUUCCUAUGCACGGCGAUCUGAUGUUCCAUUCGUUUCUAAGCAAGCUGCAGGAGAACCCGGGACAGUUACUUCGCUAUUCGCGUAACGCCUUACCGCUGCUGAUUGCACCGAUCAAGGAAAUCGCCAUACCACCCCACUGUCAGUACUGCAAAAAUGAAAUGAUCUGUGAAAUUCAGCUGCUUCCAACCAUGAUCGAAAAACUGCGGUUCGAGGUGAAUGGAGAGCGAGUACCGAUAGACUUUGGAAACGUGCUCGUUUGGACGUGCGGCAAAAGCUGCUGGGACACACCGGACAAAAUGCGCCAGGAACUGGUGUUGGUACAAAACGAAGCAUAAGAUGUAGCCACGGUAAUGUGAGUGAGUUAAGCAAUCUUCCAUUUGCCUUCGGGAGAUGUUGAAACGGAAAAAGGCUGGUACCGGCAGAGUCGCUUGGUAUUGCUCCGUUAGCACAGGAUCUUUUUGCUCGGCAAAAAGGCAUCUCUGUCGUGUACUGAAACCAUCGUCAAUUUGGAUAGUUACCUUAGACAGCACAGCGCCGCGCUAGUGUGACUCUGACCGCCGAUGAGGAAACGGAAACGUAUCAGCAUUUUAAAAUACGCAAUCGAAAUGUACGCACCGCAUAUCGGCAGGACAUCGGUAGCGCCACGAUUAGCAUCCGGUAGACAUUUUAUCGUGUUUUAUAUGAGUGAAUCGUUCGGCUCGAGUUUUAGUGUAGCAUCGAUAUCUCAUAGCUGGAACGUGUUGAUAUGAUAAUUACUCCUAUUCUAUACAGUAAGUAGCGAUUAAUGUGAUAGCAAAAACAAAACUACAACUAUCGUAUGUGAGCGUAAAGUUCCCGUUGCUCUAAGUGCGCAUUGUGCCAGCAAAUUAGCUAUGCCGUCCGAUUUUCUUUGCGGCAAACUUCUUCUAUUUGUUUCACCGUGCGUUUGUGACUGUUUCGUUACCAUUACCAUCUGGAAUAUCGUGUAGAGGAUACAUGAUAGACGUGUAAAACGCGAAGAUCGUUGUACGAUCAGCAUAGGGAUUUUAUUUCAGCGGCCAAAAAAAGCGCAACGAAGUAAAUCUAGCAGGGCGUAACAAGUAGCGAGUAUUUUCAUCUUUAAUCCUAGAUUUCAUCGAUAAACUAUGGAUUUAUUCGCGUUUCAAUAGUUUCCUUCUACUUCUAAAUAAAGCGAAU
This is a messenger RNA of Anopheles moucheti, 2290 nucleotides long. It is a transcript of the gene trus, whose product is annotated as programmed cell death protein 2-like. Gene Ontology annotation, cellular component: cytoplasm. The record is from RefSeq and is a predicted model, not a curated record. Lineage: Eukaryota; Metazoa; Arthropoda; Insecta; Diptera; Culicidae. The transcript is spliced from 3 exons. The coding region runs from base 91 to 1449 and encodes 452 amino acids.